AUGGGCUCUGGGGCAAUGACGGCGGAGACGCGCGCCUCCGUUCUGCUCGAGCUCGCGAAGCAGGUCGUCGCUGCCCGGCGGCUGGGGGAGACGGCCGAGAGCCUCGCGCGGCGGCCGCUGCUCCUCCACCGGCACGUGCUCCGGACGGCCAUCGACUGGAAGAAGAUCGCCCGCGCCCUGUCCGAGGACCGGAGCAGGAUCUACCACUGGUACCGCGAGACGCACUCGCGGAGCAUCCUCAACGUGAAGAUGACCGGCGAGGACCGCAGGGCCAUCAAGGCGAUGAUCAUCGCCGGGGUCAGGGACCGGAGCAUCCUGGGCCCGGACUUCUACCGCAGGGUCCACGAGCGCUUCGGGGCGAAGUAUCCGCGCCAGGAGCUGCGGAUGACGUACAACAACGCGCUCCGCACCCAGGACGUCCGCGCCGCCCUGGAGGAGCAUGGGGUUCUUCCUGGGCCCGGCACCCUCUCGCUCCAGACGGGCCAGGAUCUUCUCGGGCCGCCCACUUCCUUCGCAUGCGUGCCAUGCUUCCCCCCUGCGGGCUACGGGGGCGUGCCUGGGUGCGCUGAUACAUACCCCAGUAAGGGCUGA
Giardia duodenalis is the source of this 591-nucleotide messenger RNA. RefSeq lists its product as uncharacterized. Lineage: Eukaryota; Fornicata; Diplomonadida; Hexamitidae. Bases 1 to 591 code for a protein of 196 amino acids. The transcript has a single exon. The record is from RefSeq and is a predicted model, not a curated record.